CCCGCCCCCAAGCGCCGGAAGUCGCGAGCGGAGUCGCGCGUCGCGCUGUCAGUCUCUGGGCUCGGCGGCGGCGCGGUGGCGGCGCGGGUCCGGCCGGUGCGGGCGGCCCCGGGCACCAUGGACAACAAAGAGCUGAUCGGCUACUUCAAGUCUCAGGUGAAGGCGGACUCUGACACGGCCUCGGCCGUCGCUGCCAUCCGGACGCUGCUGGAGUUCCUCAAGAGGGACAAAGGGGAGACCAUCCAGGGCCUGCGAGCGAAUCUCACGAGCGCCAUAGAAACGCUGUGUGGCGUGGACUCGUCCGUGGCCGUGUCCUCCGGCGGGGAGCUCUUCCUGCGUUUCAUCAGCCUUACCUCCCUGGAGUACUCGGAUUACUCCAAGUGUAAAAAGAUCAUGAUCGAGCGGGGAGAGCUGUUUACCCAGAGAAUCUCGCUGUCAAGAGAUAAGAUCGCAGAUCUGUGCCAUACUUUCAUCAAAGAUGGCGCGCGGAUCCUGACUCAUGCCUACUCCAGAGUGGUCCUGCGUGUCUUGGGGGCAGCCGUGGCGGCCAAGAAGCGUUUCAGCGUCUACAUCACAGAGUCCCAGCCGGAUCUCUCCGGGCAAAAAAUGGCCAAAGCCCUCAGCCAGCUCAACGUCCCGGUCACUGUGGUCUUGGAUGCGGCCGUGGGCUACAUCAUGGAGAAAGUCGACCUUGUCAUUGUCGGUGCUGAAGGCGUUGUUGAAAACGGCGGAAUCAUUAACAAGAUCGGAACUAACCAGAUGGCCGUGUGCGCCAAGGCGCAGAACAAGCCUUUUUAUGUGGUGGCAGAAAGUUUCAAGUUUGUUCGGCUCUUCCCGCUAAACCAGCAGGACGUCCCAGAUGAGUUCAAGUACAAGGCCGACACGCUGAAGUCUGCGCAGACGGGCCAGGACCUCCGGGAGGAGCACCCGUGGGUGGACUACACCUCGCCUGCGCUCAUCACGCUGCUCUUCACUGACCUGGGGGUGCUGACGCCCUCCGCCGUCAGCGAUGAGCUCAUCAAGCUCUACCUCUGACCCAAGCCCGGACAACCGGCCGGUUUCCUCACGUGGAGAGUUACAGCAGUUCAGGAGAGUUCUGUUCAUCGUCUGCGAGUGUGUUCAUGGCUGCCCUUAAAGCUGAACCGUGCUCACGGUUUCCAGAAACUGACAUUUCAGGACUCGCCUGGUUCACGAAUGACGAGUACGCCCCCCCACUUCCCGAGCUCUGGACUGCUUUGUCAGAAGCAUCAGAGGAGACGCGCGCCUGAGGAGGCCGUUUCCCGAUGCGGCCACUCUGCAUCUGGACACAGCAGGCACCAUGGCACUCGCUUCCAGCGUCCUGCAGGGCUCCCGUCUGUGCUCCAUGGAGCAGCUUCCCCGGGACGGUGCACUUUCCAAAGUAUCUGAGGACGUCGCCUCUGUGAAAGGGGUUUUCUCUAAAGGUGUCUGGGUCCUGAAUGGCCUGUAAGCGCUGCCCUCAGGACCGAGGUGCUGUGGCCUGCUGGGCUGGGAGCUGCACCGGAAGCCUGAGAACACGUGGGAACGGGGAAAUGUCUUUGGUGCUUUAGGGGCCAGAGUGAUAGUACAAUAGCAAAGGUGUUUGCCUUGCUCAGACCAACCCAGGUUCAGUCCCUGGUGUCACGUAUAGUCCCCUGAGCACUGCCAGGAGUAAGCCGUGAGCAUCACUUGGUCUACCAACAAGAAAGGUCAGAAUGCACGGUGGGGAGGGUGCUUAUCCUGCAUGUGGCUGACCUGGGUUUCAUCCCAGACGUGACAUACAAGCCCACCAAGCCCACCAGGAGUGACCCUUGAACACAGCCAGGAGUAAGCCCUAAGCACUGCUGGGGUGGCCCAAAAAGUAGAGCCAGAGUAAACCAAGCCCUUUAAUUAAAAAAUACUGGUAUCUGUC
Messenger RNA from Sorex araneus (European shrew), 1909 nucleotides. RefSeq names its product eukaryotic translation initiation factor 2B subunit alpha (gene EIF2B1). The transcript is spliced from 9 exons. The record is from RefSeq and is a predicted model, not a curated record. Lineage: Eukaryota; Metazoa; Chordata; Mammalia; Eulipotyphla; Soricidae. Gene Ontology annotation, cellular component: eukaryotic translation initiation factor 2B complex. Gene Ontology annotation, molecular function: guanyl-nucleotide exchange factor activity; translation initiation factor activity. The coding region runs from base 118 to 1035 and encodes 305 amino acids. Gene Ontology annotation, biological process: translational initiation.